Molecule: messenger RNA, 2520 nt
Organism: Thlaspi arvense
Lineage: Eukaryota; Viridiplantae; Streptophyta; Magnoliopsida; Brassicales; Brassicaceae
Source: the annotation of a GenBank genome assembly
GAAAAGAAGAAGAACUCACUAACGGAGAAUGAGUUCGAAUGGAGAGAAGAGAAUGAUGAAAAGAAGUUGUUGGAUGAUCUUCGCGUAAGGAAGGAGCAACUUUCAAUCUCUCAGAAUAUAGAUAACUAUGCAUAUUCUAACAGAGGAUUUAAGGGAUCCAAAGAAAGAAGAGCAAAAUCAACAACAUUUCAAGAUUUCAACUAUGGAGGAACUAAAUUAUUCACUAACGACAUAGAGGCUUCAAAUCAGAUACUUCCUUACGGAAAAGGCCGGGGCAUGGAGAAAAUCGAUUUGUCGAAAGCAUUAGCAUUUGCACUUGAAAAUGCUGGAAAGGCUACAAGAGAAGAUCCUUCGGGAAGUGCCUCAAUCAUUAGUUUCCUCCAUGAAGUAGGAAAGAGAUCGUUGGGAUAUGGAUCAGCAGAAAGAAGAAGCACUCAACAACAACCUUGUUCAAGCAGUCAACAACUUCCCAUGGUUCAUGUUCAUAUCAAAGAAAUCUCAAAGGGUGCCCAAAAACUGAAUCAGAUCAUUAAAGCAUGCAGCAAUGGCCUAAGUUUUCGUAAAGGAAAGUACUCGAUACAAUGUGGGGACCAACUCAUGGAAGGCGCCAUUGAAUUGGAACAGUCUCUUCGUUUGCUUGUAGACAUUCAACAAGCUUCUUCUGAUUACUAUACCAAGAAACAAAGGAAAAACCGAAUCAAGCUUCUUGAAGAAAAUGAUGAUGAUGAAGAGGAGGAGGAGGCUCCAAAUCGAAACUAUCGAAAGAUCAAAGAAGUCGCAAAGGCGGAUAUUGGGAUGAGACUAUUGGCACUUAACUAUCCAGAGGAUAAUAACUACAAACACAGAAAGCAAACAAGUAGUUGCGAAGAUACCGAGCAGAAACCUCCUAAGGGAAGGAUUCCAAAUGUUGUUGCGAAGUUGAUGGGAUUAGGGGAGUUUCCAGAAGAUGAAAAAGAGGCCAAGGACAAGAAUGAUGAGUCCAUCAAAUCUGCGGAGAAUCUCACAAGGCGUAGAGUAACGCAACCUAGUGAAAACGUUCUUGAAAUGAAGACACAAAGGAACUCAACAUCACUGGAUUUAGUACUCCAUAAAGAGACUCAAAACCCCACGCAUGAAAUAAAUUACAAAGCCAAGUCUGACGAGAAGGAUGAUUUGAAAAGCAGAAAAAGAAACAAGGUUUCACACAAGAAAGAUGGUGAAUCGAGGACAAAAAAUGUUAUCAGAAAGCAUUCAUCCCCAACAGAAAAUAGACAUAAGGUUAUCUCAAAGAGCCAACACAAGCCUUUAGAUAAUGCUGAUUUUGAGAAGAAAGAUGAGGAAGAAAAGAGCACUAAGAAAGCAAAGUUGCAGCAAGAAAAGGGCGUAAUGGCCAAUCAUUCACCAAAACUUUUGAGUUCAUUGGAUAUACAAACGAAGCUACCAGUCACAAACAAAGCUAAAGCUCAGAGGAAAAGCUUUUCUCAUGUUGAAGCAGCGCAAAAGGAAAAAGAGGGAGAGGUGCAUAAAGCCGAGAUGCGCGAGAAGAAAAAUCAAUGCAUCUCUAUUACAAAUGGAGGGUUGUGCAAAGUAAUGAAGCAACCUGUGAAUCAGAAACCUAUUUCCAAAGAAGCAAAUGGAAAACAUGAUCAAUUACUCAGAAGAUAUAGUGAUAGUAACAAGAUAAAAGCAGAGGAAGCAGAGACAUGCAUCAAAAGUUCUAAGUUUUCAGGUGUUGAGGUCCAAUCACCAAAAAAAAAUGUGUUAGAGCAAAAGAGAGAGAUCAAAGAUGACUCAAUUCUGCUUAUCACCGCCGAGAGAGUCCCAUGCCAAGCUUCAUUAGAAAACCCAACCGUAGCCAAAUGUGUCAAAACAUAUCCAAGGUUAUGCUUGCUCAUCAUGACAGAACCACAAUCAUUCGCGCAACAAGUCGAAGGAAUCAAAGAGGAGGUGGAAGCUGAUGUACCCUUGUUGGUGAAGCAACAAGAACACGGAAAACAAGAAACUACAAAGAAGUUAUCUGAAAAUGAAAUAAACCUCAAGAAAAUAGUUGUGAAAAGCCAACUAUUUCUAGACACAGCAGAGGCAUUUUUCAAACUCAACAUUCCUCUCAAUGUCCUUCAUGAAGCCGGUGGGAACUGUUACUAUCAAGAAGACAAGAAUCUACUACUUGACUGUGGCUACGAGCUAAUGAAGCGAAAAGGAAGAUUUCAAGAGUUAAGUGUCCAUCCUUUCGUGAAGGUACCCAUCAGUACCCCUAAAGUAAAAUCAUUGGACCAUCUUGUUAUACAAUUAAGCAAAGAGUUUGAUAAACUGAAAGCCUACGGUAAGCAGUGCUACACUGAAUCACUUGUAGAAGACUACUUGCCAAAGGUGUUGGAAAGAGAUAUUCACCAUAAAGACCCAAACCUGAACUCAAUGUGGGACAUGGGAUGGAAUGAUUCGAUGCUCGCCUUCAUCGAGAAAGAUGAUGUUAUAAGGGACAUAGAGAGGGAAAUCUUCAAUGGACUUAUGGAGGAGAUAACCAGAGAUCUUAUAUGCAUA